Uloborus diversus is the source of this 4379-nucleotide messenger RNA. RefSeq names its product cell adhesion molecule Dscam2-like. Gene Ontology annotation, biological process: dendrite self-avoidance; homophilic cell-cell adhesion; axon guidance. Gene Ontology annotation, molecular function: cell-cell adhesion mediator activity. Gene Ontology annotation, cellular component: axon; plasma membrane. The record is from RefSeq and is a predicted model, not a curated record. NCBI's taxonomy places the organism in Eukaryota, Metazoa, Arthropoda, Arachnida, Araneae, Uloboridae.
AUGGCAGAAAGGGUGGGCAGUGAGAACAGUGGGGUGUUUUGGAUAUGUUCCGGAAGCGAAGAAUCCGGCCCAAGAUUUCGGACAGAGCCUCCUUUUAGAAUAGAAUUUUCGAACAGCAGUGGGACCGAACUUCGUUGUGCUGCUAGUGGUGUUCCCUCGCCAAGGAUCAGUUGGCAGAAUAGAGAAGGUGAAAUUGCUAGAGACAUUUCUGGUCUGCGAUACACGAGGAGUGAUGGGACGCUGGUGUUUCCACCCUUCGCUGGCGAAGAUUAUCGCCAAGAUGUCCAUGACACUCUUUAUCAGUGCUUAGCUGAAAGCAGUAUGGGUGCUAUAAUAAGCAAAGAAACGCACGUGAGAGGAGUUGUCCAACAGAAAUUCCUUCCACAAGUGUAUGAUGACUACGUGAUACGAGGAAACACUGCAGUUCUUCGGUGCCAUUUGCCUUCUUUUGCUCGAGAGUACGUCACUUUAGACUCAUGGAUAAAAGACGACGAAACUAUACUAAAAAGUACAGACAUAGAAGAUGAUAAGUAUACAGUUCUGUCCACUGGUGAAUUGUUAUUACAUAAAAUUGUGGAUUCUGAUGGACGAAGCAAUUUUAAAUGCCGAGCAAGGCAUCGAUUAACAGGAGAAUUAGCAGUGAGUCCUACCGUAGGAAGAGUGAUUGUAACAGAACCACAUUCUCCGAUGGGACCAAGAAUUACUUUCAGCCAAUCACAGGUCAGAGCAGAAGAAGGAAGUUAUGUCAGAAUCCCUUGCGUGGCAACCGCACAACCAGCUCCCGUUUACAGGUGGCUUAAAGAAACUUCAAAUGGUGUUUUCCCGGUAAUGGAGGAUAUGAGAAUCAAAGUAACGUCUGGCACUCUCCACAUUCGAAAUGUUUUGAUAACUGACAGUGGGAAAUACCAAUGUAUAAUAACAAAUGGCAUUGGGGACAAAAGAACAGACACAGUACUUCUAGUAUCAGCGCCUCUUAAAGUAACAGUCAUCCCCGAGCAACAGACACUGAACAUUGGUGAAACCGCUGUCCUCAACUGCUCAGUCAGUGGUUAUCCCAUCCACACCAUAACGUGGCGGAAGGAUCAACGCCACUUGAUAGCUAACUCAAGAGUUCAACUGCUUUCUAGAGACGUACUCCAUAUAACCUCAGUCAGGAGGGAAGACAAAGGAAUGUACCAGUGCUUUGCUUAUAAUGAUGUGGACGGAGCUCAAGGCACAGCCCAGAUUAAAAUAGGAGACGUCCCACCUUACUUGCUGUCAGCAUUUCCAGAUACAACUGUCCAUUCUGGUGAAUUCGUGAGUUUAAAGUGCGUAUCCGCCGGAAAUUUCGUGCCUCGGGUGGUAUGGACACUGUACGACACUCUUAUCACUCCAUCCUUGAGUUCCAGAACCAAAACCGGGGACUUCGCCACCCCACAAGGCCACGUCACCAGCUACCUCAAUAUUACGGAUGCCAGAGUGGAGGACAGCGGAGUCUACCGGUGUGACGUCAGCAAUGACGUCGGUGCCGUGUGGCACGCAGCAAGACUGAACGUGUAUGGGGCUCCUUUUGUGCGGCCUUUUCCGAACAUAUCCGCAAUAUCCGGUCAGGAAGUAGUUUUGAAUUGCCCUUAUGGGGGCUAUCCGAUCAAAAGCAUUACCUGGCAGAAAGGAGGGAUCAUUUUACCCCUGGACCGAAGACACCGGAUAAACAAUUCAAAAUCUUUAGUGAUGAAUGACGUUCAAAAAGCAGCCGACGAAGGCGAAUAUACGUGUGUUGUGAAAGAUGUUGAAGGCGUUACAGCAUCCGGAUCGACAUUUGUAUCAGUCGUUGUUGCGCCAGUUAUAGAUGCUCAAUACUUUCCCGAUACCAUUACUGCAAAUCAGGGAGAGCGUGCGAAAAUCAUCUGCAGCGUAACCACAGGCGACCCUCCAAUCAGGUUCAAGUGGUUAAAAAACGGAACCCCAUUCUCAGCAUCAGGAAAAACAUCCAUUCAACUGCUUGAAGAUUCCUCCGUUGUUGUAUUCCGUCGAAUCAAAUCCAGUGACAGAGGACAAUACACUUGCGUAGCUACUAAUAUUGCUACGUCUGCGAAUAUGACCACUCAACUAGUUGUGAAUGUGCCUCCCAUUUGGAUGGCAGAGCCGGUGAAUACAUCAGCGAUAUUGGGCAGCAGCGCCUGGAUGAAUUGUUCCGCCGAAGGAUUUCCAGCUCCCAGUGUUAUCUGGAGGAAGGCGAGAGAAACGUCUCCCAGCGACUUUGGUUACGUGACGUCUAGCCCAAGGAUACGGCAGUACAAUAAUGGAUCAUUGGUGAUAUGGGAUAUUGAAAUAUCAGACAAAGGAUUUUAUCUAUGCCAAGCCAAUAAUGGCAUCGGAGCGGCUUUAAGUAAAGUUGUGUUUCUGGAUGUUCAAGUGCCGCCAAAAUUUGAAGAAACAUAUCAAAGUCGAGCAAUCAAGGAAGGAGAUAAUACCAGCUUAAAGUGUACAGCGCAAGGAAACACUCCUAUCACAAUAGCAUGGAACAAAAAUAAAACACCACUGCUUAUGUCCGAAAAAUCUAGAUUUUCUGCCCGGGAAAUAUCUGAUGCUAAUCGACUAACUUCUGAGCUAGUGAUUGUAUCCGCUAAGAGGGAAGAUAGUGGCAUGUAUGGUUGCGCAGCUGUGAACGAGUUUGGUUACGACGAAUCCACGUUUCAAUUGGUAGUUCAAGGUGUUCCAGAUCCCCCUAUCAACUUGACCGUGACGAAUACAACUAGUAGAACAGUGACAAUUCGUUGGGAAGUGCCUUUUAAUGGGAAUAGUCAUAUUACGGGUAGCAGCGUGCAAUACAAGAUGGCGGAAGACAGUUGGAAGGGUCAUACUUCGCAAUUAAUUGUAUCUGGGCCUGAAGUUAGCACAACAUUAAGAGCUCUACAUCCAGUAACCACAUAUCAUGUCAGAGUUAUUACAGAAAACGCUUUGGGGAAAAGUAGGCCUAGUACCAUUAUCAAUGUGACGACUCUAGUGGAAGCUCCUUCUGCUCCUCCCAGGGAGUUAACCGUUCAUCCUACUGGAGACCAAUCUUUAAAAGUGUCAUGGAAACCUCCUAGAGAAGAUGCCAGACAUGGUCGGUUACAAGGUUACCACGUGGGUUACAGAGUAUACCACUCAUCUGAAAAAUUUCAGUUCAAGAAAGUUGAAGUAAAUGGAGAAAGUGAGCAGCAGUCCGUAUACGUAACUGGACUGCAACCUUUUACGAAGUAUGAAAUUAUUGUCAAGGCUUAUAAUACGGCUGGGGCUGGACCACAGACGGACAGUAUUAUUGGCACCACUCUGGAAACAGCUCCACCAACGUCUCCUAUUUUGCAAGUGGAAAGUACCACUUCAGAUACGAUUACCAUUAGAUGGGAGAAAGAUUCAAAAGACAGAUCCAGUAUAACAGAGUAUACAUUGCAUUUCAAACCCGAUGACGGUAUGUGGCAGAGUAAAAAAUUGCGAAGCACGACUGACAGAUACACCUUAGAAAACGUUAGAUGUGGAACACGAUAUCAAAUGUACCUGACAGCGGCCAAUAGCCUUGGAACCGGAGAACCUAGUAGAUCAGUUACGACAAGAACGAAGGGAGCAGCACCAAUUCCAGCACCUCAAGAAUCUUUCAUUACUCUAAACUCAACAUUUGUGAUUCUACAUCUUGAUGGAUGGUCAAGCGGAGGUUGUCCAAUCAAAUUUUUCAACGUGCAGUACAAGCACACAUAUCAAGGACAAUGGACUGCUGUACCGGAAAGUAUUCCAUCAACACGUGAAAGAACUAUAUUGGGACAACUCAUACCAGACAGGGAGUACGAUGUGAAGGUGACAGCACACACAGAAGCUGGGGUGACUCAAGGAGAAUACAAGUUCAGAACGUUGCCAAGGGCUUCUGCAUCGGAGACAACAUCCCUUCCAGCUCUGGUUCGCCGUGACGCUGAACUUCCAUUUCACAGGAACGUGACACUGAUUAUUCCUGUUGUUGUUUCUUCUCUGGUGCUAAUUAUUGUCAUAUUUACUGUCGCAAUAUGUUUGAGGAAGCACACACAAGACAGAAGAGGCCAACAAGGUUUUUCAUAAGUUAAAGAUCUACCAAGAAAAUAACGAACACGAGGCUUCAUGUGUCAUAUAUGCUUCAGGAAUCGAGCAUUUGUCCGAAAAACAAUGGUAUUGUACUUUUUAUGAAGGUUCAAGACGGCGGGUAAAUUUUAACAUUAUUAAGUAAAACAUUCCAACUUAUUCUUCACAAAGAAAUAUCACCAAUGUUCAAUCCAUUUGUAUAUUCUCAUAAUUUUGUAAAAAUACAGCUUUCAUAAUUGUUGUUGUCAUGAAUAAGCAUAUGAAAUGAUGAAAUAUGUAAUUUUGACAUUACAGUGAGAUGUUAAAUAAAA